This is a messenger RNA of Acanthocheilonema viteae, 3807 nucleotides long. Lineage: Eukaryota; Metazoa; Nematoda; Chromadorea; Rhabditida; Onchocercidae. The record is from the annotation of a GenBank genome assembly.
AUGGAUUUCGAGAGUUACAAUUUUAUUAGUGAACAUGACAGAUACCGAGGAUGGUUGUUAUCGUUGGCAGUAGCGAAAAUUUGCCGUUGUCGUUCGGUACGUUUAGGAAAAUGCGGUCUGUUUUAUGUGGAACAUAUUAGACUUUGUUUAAGUGGCGGCAUCGUAAUUGAAGUUGAUGAUUUUCGCUUAACGAUCAGUUUCUUCAAUACACAUUAUACGAAGCCUUUCAUAGUCACGAUUAGUGACAUCCGUAUCGAAGGUGAAUGUAAUGAACAAUUGUCUCUGACACCAACAUAUAAGAGGCGAUACAGUCAUAAAGAUUUUGAAAGAUAUCUUCAUUGGUUACAAUAUACAAGUGCAGUAAUUCGUACUGCGCGUGUUGUAUUUCUUGGUAUAGCUCCAGGAUCCUUAUUGCAUUCAACUUUUCAACAACUACAACUUGAUGGAUAUCGAGAUCGUGAAGGGAUGCAGGUUGAACUCUCUUGUAAAUUAUUGCAAGCAAAAUUGUUCAGUCGUGGAAUAUCUCAAAAUACUGCUCCGCUACUUGUACUUUCAUUAGGGUUAUCAGUGUGUUGCAAUAUACCUUUGGGUAUUUCGAAGUUGAAGCGACUUGCUGCCCGUAUUACUGAUCCUCAACUCAUUCUUUCGGAUGGUCUUUUGGACUAUUUUCAUGAUUAUCCAAUACGUCAGACGACAAAAAGCACAUCAGAUCAAUUUUUUGCAUCUUUUAAUAUUGAAAAUCUCCUGAACACAAGUCUGAAACUGGAUAUCGAGAAUCUAGUAUUGAGAUAUACAGCCAACAUGGAUUAUUCAAAAAUACGUACCGUUGCUGCAAGGUUAAAUGUAGCAUCAAUAUCAACGAAAGAUAAUCAACGAUUUGCUGUUGUUUUAACUGGGAUUAAUGUGGACGAUCAAACACGAGAGAUGUUAUUUAGCUGCAGUGAUUUUGAUACUAAAUUGAAUCGAGCGUUGGACAAUUCAGGAAAUAUCUUUGUCGAUAUGAAGAUAUUUAACCCCCAUUUUGUCACAAACCAGAAAUCUAUCGUUGAGUGGACCGAGUAUUGUCAUGAUAUUGGACAACGAAUUUCGACUUCUGCUAAGGAUUUACACGCAGUACCAAUGGAAAUGAAGCGGUUCUGUUGGGAAUCCUUAUCGAUAGAAGUAAAUUCAUUUCACGGUCGUUUAUUGCUUUCGAAUGGGCAAGAAAUCAAUGCUGGCCUUGAACUGGGAACAUUUCGCGUCAACGAUAAUUUCGCAUCUGCUGAACUUGGUUUAGAAUCGGUCUCGAUUCGACAAGGAAAUCUUUUUGUUGACCAUUUUGAUUCUCGGUUUUGCCAUGCUUGGCGCACAUUGUUAACUAUAGGAGCUUUGUUAACUCAGUAUUCUCGAAAUAAUGAAACGAAGAGACUGCUAGUCAAGUUGGUGGAGUGCCAAAUAGAAUAUGAGGAAGAGCUCAUCUGGCAGAUGGCUUCGUUUUUAUCAUCUCUUCUCUGUAGUGGUUCAUCAUCAACAACAUGCAAUUCGUCGUCUGCAUUUGUGCCUUAUCCGCCUCCACAAGUUGUUUUUGCAGUACAGCUUUCCGUAGAGAAUGCUGCUCUCUUUAUUCUGGCUCGACAUUCAUUAUAUCUUAUUUUAUCUAUCGAACAGCUACGUGUGGAUGCCUUGCCUUCUUCAACGACAUUGUCAGUGCUGGCUCUGAAUUUCAACAUAUAUCAGGGAACCGUGACAAAUGAGAAAUUCAUUUCGUGGGAUGACUCAUCACAAAUAAAAUUAAAACAGACUUGCGGAAACAGUGAUCGCUUGAUGAUGCGACUUACUCGAUUAUCGUCAUCUUGGGAAUGGGUUUUGCUGGCUGAAUCAACAGUGAGUUUGGUUUGGAGUACCACCGUGCAUAUUAUUUUUCUAGAAACUUUUCGAAGUUUGAAACAAAUCUCAGGUCUUUUUGGGCGAAAAACACCGUCCAAGGGUGCUCAACCGUUUCAUUUCUGCAUCGAAACAUCCGAUGCUGUAAUGAUCAAAUUCCAGUUACCGAGAUCUCACGUGAUGUGCUGGGAAGUGCCAUCGUUACAUAUACGGUACAUGGAUAAUAUAAUAAUCGAAAUGCCACAGUUCACUGCUCUCUUGGAUUGUCAUCCUAUUCUUAUGAUUGAGAAGUUUAGUGUCGAAAAGCAAGCAUUUGAUGCAGGAAUGGAUUUAGGCAGGAAUGAAUUUAAGAAUCUGAAAAACCGAACAAAUAAACUUUGGAUAUGGUCUGCCGAUGCGGUGAUGUUCGUUUUUCCAUACAAUUAUAAUUUUGCGGCAGGAUAUGAUGAGAUAAUUAAUGCAUGGAAGUGGAUAAAAUUAGUGCAUGGAUGGAAAAGAAAACCGUUUACUAUUGAUUCUCCAUUUCCAUCAGAUUUGCGCUUUUCAAUUAAAAAUGCUUCAUUACAAAUCAAUGAUGAUCCAUUUGAAGUGCAACUUCAAAAUAAUUACGAAUUAAUGGUUGAUGAAGUAUAUGAAUGCGAACGUCGGCGUCAAAUGUUAGAUCAGAAAUUGGAACAGCUUCAGAAAACACGUCCUUUUUUAUCACAAUCGAAGGCAGAUGAAUUACAUCGAUCUUUAACUAAGAAAAAUGCAGAAAUUUAUAUUGAAAGAUCCAAAAAGUUGCCGAAUUCCAGAAAACACCUUUGUUUAUGGUCAAUUACGAAUCUCGAGAUUCGUGCAUAUGCUGAUAUAACUUUACACGGAAAAGAAAAUGUGGUCAGACAUCUGAAAACUUUCAAUCCAGAAUCGCCAUUUCCAGCUGAAGGUAUGGAAUUCAGCACUCUGUGGGCACGUGCUGUUGAAAUGGAUUGUGACGAUUGGGUAAUGCAAUUCCGAGAUUAUCCGUUGCCAUAUGUUCUAAUGAAAGAUGCACAUUUUUGGGGAUAUCUGGUGGGAAGUGAACAACUCACAGGAUCUCGUUCAAUACGUACAACUACAGUAAGAUUGCCAGAACCUUGGGGGCAAUAUACCAUUGAGCGAAACAUGUGCCCUUUGAAAUAUUAUUAUGAUCUGUCAUGCGAGAUUAAAGAAUUGAACUGCACUUACGGACCUUGCUGGGAACCAUGCUUAUCAAUGAUUAGCCUUUGUUGGAAUAAUGUCAAUUUGCCAUCAAGUGAUCCAAGUCCCCCAUUGUCGUUUUGGGACAAAAUCCGGUUGCUUUUACACGGUCGUUUUUCUAUGCUUUGUCAAAAUUUGGUAACAUCGAUGCUUGCAUCCACAGAUCCAUAUAAUUCCACUGAACUGGUUGAGAUAUGCUGGAAAGAAUUUGGGUUCGAUUGGAUUACAGAUCAAUUUUGUGUGCAAACGGAUAUGGAUGCAUUCGUACGUACUGCAUCAAAAUAUGACGAAAGCCGUGUUUUACAUUUGCCGGGUUUUAAAUUCAGCGUGAAGAUGGACUGGGCGUGUAUUGGUGAUCCACACGAUCAUCAUAGUGCUCAGCCAUGCGCACCUGACAAGCUUCCUGAAUACUCGUCCACGAAUUUAGAACACGAUUCUUAUCGCGCAUUUCGUUCAUUGCACCUUGAUUUAGUUUUUACUUUCGAGAAUACAAUGACGACGGUUAACAGACCAAUAAAGCGUGGUCAGCUGUUUGGUGGAGACAAAACUAAAAAAAACCAACUCAGUCGACAUCUGAAGCACAUUCAGUUAAAUGUCAUGCUUCCGCGCUUUCUGAUUACUUACUGGAUGUCGUACUCCUCAUCGCAUGGUCUACGGAUGAUUAGUGAAAGUUUAAAUUUAACCUCAUCAUUAGAACUUCACAUUUUGCAAAAUGGCGAGCAGAAG